Messenger RNA from Fundulus heteroclitus (mummichog), 1869 nucleotides. RefSeq names its product arginine/serine-rich coiled-coil 2 (gene rsrc2). The transcript is spliced from 10 exons. NCBI's taxonomy places the organism in Eukaryota, Metazoa, Chordata, Actinopteri, Cyprinodontiformes, Fundulidae. Bases 127 to 1347 code for a protein of 406 amino acids. The record is from RefSeq and is a predicted model, not a curated record.
CCUGGCAACCCAGCUCAGAGUGGCUGAGGAGCGCGUCGAACUAACUGGAAGCGGAGUCCUCUCUCGUUUUGCGGCGGACCGCCACAAAAAAAAGAUUUAUUGCACAUAAAUCGGUGACCCGGGGUUAUGUCGGCAAGCGACGACUCUGCCGAGCUGACCAGAUUGAGCUCUCCAAAUCAUCACAGAAGAAAGCACAGCAUGGAGUCUUCUAGGUCUCCCAGAUCCUCCAAACACCACCAUUCACGAUCAAGGUCGCGCUCCAGAGACCGAAAACGUGACAGAAAAUACAGACGGAGUCGCAGCAGGAGCAAAGAGGCACGAAAAAGGGAUUCCGAGAAGCCGCCGAAAUCUCACAGAAAGUCAGCCGAUCAAGAGCAGGAGAGACACCCAGCAGAGAACGGAGAGGAGCGGUCCAGGCGGAAGGAGAGGAAGUCGUCGAGGGGGCGGAGCUUGUCCAGGUCGCACUCGAGAGAGAGACGGCAUCACAGCAGAAGCAAGGAUCAGCGGCGGUCCAGAUCACGCAGCCGGGAAAGGAAGAAGAAGGCCAGGUCUCGUUCAGGUUCAAGACCCAAACACCGUCACCACAGCAGAAGUCGUAGCAAAAGCAGGGAGCGUAAGAAGAGGGUUGAGAAAGUUCAUCGGAAGAGUCCGAGCAGAUCUGUUAGCCCACUGGUCUUCCGUGGGCGAAACACAGCGAUGGACGCACAAGAGGCUUUAGCCAGGAGACUAGAGAGAGCCAAGAAACUUCAGGAGCAGAAAGAAAAAGAGAUGUUGGAGAAACAGCAGCAGCAACAGCAGGAGAUGGCUGCAGUUGUGGCCGCUCCUAUCGCAGCAGCCGCUGCUGCAGCGGCGGCCGUAUCGAACCCCGCCCUAAACGUCGCCGCCCUUCUGGCCUCGGGGACGCAGGUGACCCCUCAGAUUGCCAUGGCGGCACAGAUGGCGGCCCUGCAGGCCAAAACGCUCGCCGAGACCGGCAUCGCCGUGCCCAGUUAUUACAACCCGUCCGCCGUCAACCCCAUGAAGUUCGCAGAGCAGGAGAAAAAGAGGAAAAUGCUAUGGCAGGGAAAGAAGGAUGGGGAAAAGUCGCAAACAGCCGAGUUGUGGGAGAAGCUAAACUUCGGAAACAAGGACCAGAAUGUUAAAUUCCGCAAGCUUAUGGGUAUUAAGGGUGAGGAAGAAGCUGCAAAAAAGCUCAACGAAGAAGGUCUGAAGACGCUUCAGAAGCAAGAAGAGAUGUUCAAGAACCUGGACGUCCAGUACGAGAUGGCUCGAUCUCAGACGCACACCCAGAGAGGAAUGGGCCUCGGCUUUUCCUCCUCUUUCUCCCGUGGAAUGGAUUCUGUCUAGUGCCGAGCCUCGGCUCUCCUCCUCGUCUCAUCACAUAAUUCAUCGCUGGCCCUCAAGCUUGCAUGGAUGUUGCUCUGAAUCUGUAAAUUAUUUAUAGACAAAAGCCUGGUAAAUUGUAACAUGUAUGUAUAUAGUGAGAUGCUGAGUUGGUCUCAGUGUUUAUUAAUCUGGACGUCUGCGGCAAAAGGAAGCAUCAUCCGGACCGGGUUGAUGCGGCGGCGAAGUAGAUAUUUCUUUUCGAUAAUGUGAUAUCUUUUUUUAUGAAAAACAAAUGUACAUUGUGUGGUUGUCAGAAUACGACGUGGUUUAAGUGGACACUGUUUACAUCAAUUCAGCUAAGGAUAGCCAAGGUCGACGGUAGCAUUGUGGGAAUCCCACAGCUUCACUUGUCUGUGGAGGAAAAUCUGCCGAGGGUUUUUACUCCACUCCUGUCUCCUGGACUGCUUCGGGUAGGAGUGAGCUUGAAAUGACUUAGCAAAGGUUUCACUCAUUCAUGUAAUAAAUUGUGUUGGAGAAAAAAAA